Seriola dumerili (greater amberjack) is the source of this 1399-nucleotide messenger RNA. RefSeq names its product anaphase promoting complex subunit 15 (gene anapc15). The coding region runs from base 64 to 432 and encodes 122 amino acids. Gene Ontology annotation, biological process: regulation of mitotic cell cycle spindle assembly checkpoint. The record is from RefSeq and is a predicted model, not a curated record. The transcript has 5 exons. NCBI's taxonomy places the organism in Eukaryota, Metazoa, Chordata, Actinopteri, Carangiformes, Carangidae. Gene Ontology annotation, cellular component: anaphase-promoting complex.
CAGCAAUUUCCGGUAAAAUUUGUUUUUGAAUUUCUUUAAAGCUGGAGCGAGAGAUUGUCAGACAUGUCCACACUGUUCCCGUCUCUCUUCCCGCGGAUAACCGAGUCCCUCUGGUUCAACCUGGACCGACCCUGUGUGGACGAGACCGAGCUGCACCAGCAGGAGCAGCAGCACCAAACCUGGUUGCAGAGCAUUGCAGAGAAGGACAACAACCUGAUGCCCAUUGGGAAACCUAUUUUUGAGGCAGGAUAUGAAGAGGAGGACGAGGAGGAUGACGAGGAUGAGGAGGACAGCGAGGAAGACUCUGAAGAUGAAGAGGACAUGCAGGACAUGGAUGAGAUGAAUGAUUACAAUGAGUCACCUGAUGAUGGCGAGAUCAAUGAGGUGGACAUGGAGGGAGCAGACCAAGACCAAGACCAAUGGAUGAUUUAAGACAAAAGACAAUUUUAGUUUCCAUCAAGAUGUCUGGCACUGGAUGUCUGCUCCCCACUUCAAACUUGACUGCUGCCCCUUCAGUCUGUGACACAAAUAUAUUGUUUUAUUUGUGUUAACAGGAAAGGAAUAUAGUUGAAUUAAAACUUGUACCAUGAUAUCCUUCAGAUAAAGGGUGGGUAAAUCCAGCUCAAGUGUCUCCUGUGAAGCUGAAAUCAGGCUUGAAAGCUCUGAGCGGACAACUCUGUGAGGGUUGCUUUAACACACUGUUGCGAAGGUGUAUGAAAAAUAAUGUGUGGAUGUAUGUUUAAGCAGCUGUGCACAUGUCAUGUUUUUUUUUUUCUUUUAAAUCUGUAAAUGGUAAUCUGUAAACCUGUUAAAUACAUUUAACCAUUCAAUCCAUUCAGUCACAGUAGUGCCACACAUCUCCAAUGCUGUAAAAUACACAAUGUCCUAUGGUUUUGCAACCACUGGGGCACACACCCACGCAGUGGCACUAGUAGGAAUCAUCACCAUGAUCUCUCUCAUUUAAACUUUAACCUUGUCACAUCGCCAGUCAUGUGCCACUUCUCUACGUCUCCAAACAGCUGAAUGAGCACAAAUUACAGUUCAGUCAGCUAAAUCAUUUUUUACCUAUUAAGGAGAUUUAAGUCCAUACAGUCCAAUUCUGUUUCAUAACAGUGUUGUGUAUGUUGCUAAUCUUUCAUUACAGAUAUCAUACCUACAGUAGCAUUUUCAGAAAAGCUUCUUGAAUAGUAUUAUGUUCAAAUUUUAAUAUUUUUAACUAUGUUAAAGGUAAAAGAAUGCAUUCACAAGGAUGAAUUAAAAUUUUAUUAUGAACACACAGAGUGGCCAUUGAAAGUGUCUCAUAUUUGUCUUAUAAGAUUGCUCACCAAGGCUUUUGUUAUUUGUACUGAAAGGAAAAGAGGUCUUGACAGUUUGUAUUAAAUUAAAUUAUUUUGAUGAA